This is a messenger RNA of Microplitis mediator, 1382 nucleotides long. RefSeq names its product tumor protein p63-regulated gene 1-like protein. The transcript has 6 exons. Bases 254 to 1156 code for a protein of 300 amino acids. The record is from RefSeq and is a predicted model, not a curated record. Gene Ontology annotation, cellular component: cytoplasm. NCBI's taxonomy places the organism in Eukaryota, Metazoa, Arthropoda, Insecta, Hymenoptera, Braconidae.
UAUAUAUAUUUUUUCCAUUUACUACGCGUACAAAGAUAUUAUUUGAAAGGUUUCAAGGUUCGAUACAAUUUAAUUACACGUGUAUUCAGAGUGUAUAUAUUAUUAAUAAUAAGAAUCAAAGAAAGUUAUAUAAAAAGUUUAAAAAGCAACAGUUAAAAAAUAAAAUAUCCUCUUAUAAAAAAUAAAUAAUAAAUAUUUUCUAUAUUGAUCUGUACACCAGCCUAGUAAGUAAAGUUAAGUAAAAUAUAAUAAAAUGUUAGACCAUAAUCAGUUGGACGAAGUAAAUUCAGUUAAUUUUGAAGCCGCUACAUUGAGAAUAACUAAUAAAGUCGAUGAUAAUAAUGAUAAAAAUACGCGGGAUGAUUUGAGUACUGACAAAAAUGAAAUUAAAAAAGAUAAUGCACAUGUUGUGAGUAUUCCAUAUAAAAAUAUUGAUGUCCAUACAUUUUUUUCUGACCGCGACGAAGUUGUUGAACGAGCUAUCAAAGAGUGUCGGGAAACUUUGGCUACUGAUCAAAAUGAUGAAAUUAUUGGCACUUGGCUAUUAACUGAAAUAAGUCUUUGGGAUACUGAAAAAGAACGAGUUGUUUUAUUGACUAAAAAUGCACUUUACACAAUAAAAUAUGACUUCAUAUCACUUAAAUUAUUAGAAUUCGAUCGAGUACCGAUGAUUGAAGUUGACACGAUCGCUUAUGGAGAAUUGGAGUAUCCAAAAACGUCAAUUGCACCGCGAUUGAAUGGUUUUGCUGAAGGUGUGUCAUCGGUGAUACAUUGUGCAGUACGUCAGCAAUGGUCAUCUUUGGCUUCGAGAUCAGAUAUUAAAUUUGAACCUAGAAAAAGGAACAUGUUUGGUGUGAAAAUAAUGUGGAACAAAGGCAAACCAUUAUCAUUAGAUAAGAAAUGGAAUCCAUUUGCUAAACGUAUUCCAUGGAUUACAUUCACAAGUCACCCACUAUACUGGCAUAAAAGCACAAGUGAGGAACAAAAACGAUUUGACGUUGAUGAUUUUCAUGACGCAUUAAUGACUCAUUUUAAUAUUCAGUGUGAAUUUACUAAGGAACAGAUAAUUAUCGAAAAUUAUUUGGGUUUAGGUGCAAUUCUACACAAUCGCAAUUCCUUGGGAUUCUUUAAAGUACGCGGUAAAGUCAGCUUUUAAUCAGCCAAUAAUUUAAAAGCACUGGUCAUUUAAACUUUACAUACUAUUAAAUAAAUUAUCAAUAAUACUAUUUAUCAAAUAUAUAUGAUACCAAAUAUUUAAUUUAAGAGACUGGUGCUUUUUCAUAUAAAUUUAUAUCUUGAUAUCUAUAUACUUGCAAUCUUAAUUAAUAUAAAAUAAUUAUAUGCCUAAUUAAAUUUACAACAUACAUAUAAUAUAUAAUAAA